UUUAUGUACUGACUCCACAGCUCUGCACCUACUAGUAAACCCAAAUAUGGGGGCAAAAUAUUGACCCAGACCUGUGUGUCCCACUCGUAUGCGUAUGGAGCCUGAGUGUUAAACUUCAAUGCAUGUACAUUACCCACUCCCAUGUAUAUCAUAAUCAUGAACACUAUACAGUUGUGUUUUAUUUUUUACUGUCAAAUUCUACCUUCUCUGAGUGAUGUAGAAAGGGUCCCCUUCCAGCUUGCACGUGUGUCACCAUUCCGUCACUUUUAUACAGCUGGUGACAUAUGCAAACAUAAGGUGUACUCCCCUGGUGGAUGCCUCAAAUACAUAUUGGAUGCAUUACAAGUGUAUGCUGAGAAAGUACACAAAAGUUCAGUUUAAGGGGUAAAAGGCUUUGGCACUGGCCUAGCCAAACGCCAGCAAUUAAUCCAAAUACAAAAAAACGCCAAUACCUUAGUAUGCUGCAAUAGGGGUGAUCCCAAUUUAUUCCAUGGUGCUACCAAACACUGCAGUUGCAAUCCAACGUUUCGGGAACACCUGUCCCUUCCUCAGUGAAGGAAAGUGCUGAGAAAGUACACCAUUCAAAUCCCUGUAACACUACAAAAGAGGCUCAGUGAUGAAGCCCCUGAACCCUGUCACAGGGAAGGUCUAGGUCUAUUUCUUAUGUCAAAGCCUUUAUCCCAGAAAAUUACCUAUACAGGGACCACUGUUUUUUUUCUGCAAUGCAGUUAAUGCAGAGAAGACAUAGUAUAACCAGACUGUGUGCAGGACAUUUUAGCAACAGUUUAUUUGCAAUUGUUAUGGAGCAAAUAUUAUGCCUUUAAAAAAGUGUAACUAAUAACUAUCUACCAGUACAGGGUGAGACAACCUUGUCCAUCAAAUAGAGAUUUUUAAAUGGCCAAAUGUAUCUUAUCUUUUAGAUCUCUCGGUGUUGUAUCUAUGCACUCUUGUUAUCUUAUAGAUCUCUAUGUUGCAGAAUACAGUGCAUUGGAAAUAAAGCAAUUUUGCAUAUCUGGCAUAGGGAAGUUGUACAAUAUGUGGAUGGAUUUGUUAUUACUUUUGCUCCUGAAAUUCAAACCCAUAUUUCCUAUCACAUACUUUAUUUCUGCUACUGAUAUUGGUCUGGGCUGCUGUGGUGUCAUGGCCGCCUUGUAUACACACAGAAAGCUGCCAUCUUGUGAAUGGCAGAAAAGUAACAGUUGGGUGCUACCACUACUGGUCAACUCAGAGCGGUUGAUUUUCUUAUGAGAGACGCAGUGCAUUUUGUUGCUCUUGCAAUUUUCGUGAGAUUUUAGUGCGAUUUUCGUGAGAUUUUGCCUUUCAGAGAGAUUUCUUGUGCUUUCUUUGAAUACCCCUUGCUGCGUAGAGGAAAGUGCUUUUAAGCAUAUUCUCUACUGCAAGCAUGGUGUCUGUAUCCAAGAAAAGACGAAGAGAAGAACAGAAGACUACAGAUGAAGAAAUGAUGACGAAGAAGAUCAAACUUGAGGAUAACAUCAGUAUUGCUGCAAAUGACCAUCAUGAGAAUACAGAAAGCAGCAGAAAGAGAUCAAGGAGCAGUGAUGACAGUGCCACUGUAGAAGAAGAAAGAAGCAGCCAGAAGCUACAGAGUAGUGAAGCUGAACGCUUGCCAGAACACAUUAUAACCAACUAUGCGUUCCACUGGAGUCUCGGCCGAGGCUCAUUUGGCAAAGUGUUUUUGGCUUCAUUACCAACGAAGAAAGAACAAGUGGCUGUAAAAGUCAUCAGGAAGACACGCAGAGAAGAUCUGAAGGGCAUGAUCAAGAAGGAGGCCAGAAUCCUGAAAGUUACUUCCGGCAGUCCAUUCUUGUGCCAUGGCUAUGCUGCCUUCCAAACCAAAGUAUGUUACUUUCAAUGCUGCCAUACAGUUUGUUUCACUAGUUACCUAUCCCUAAAGCUCUCUAACGCAGUUCCUAAAAGUUUCCAUUUAUAUCCCGUUUCAGCCUCCACCAUAUUGGUACAGUUUUUACGCUCUAGGGAUUCAUCUGUAUUUGGCUGCUGUACAUGGGAAAGUGAACAACAGUUUAGUGUUAUUAGAGAAGCCUUUGAAACUGCAGCUUUAAGUCAAAACAGAGACUUUAGUUAA
Xenopus laevis (African clawed frog) is the source of this 2104-nucleotide messenger RNA. It is a transcript of the gene prkcql.8.L, whose product is annotated as protein kinase C epsilon type-like. The record is from RefSeq and is a predicted model, not a curated record. Lineage: Eukaryota; Metazoa; Chordata; Amphibia; Anura; Pipidae. The transcript is spliced from 3 exons. The coding region runs from base 1403 to 2104 and encodes 233 amino acids.